Lacerta agilis (Sand lizard) is the source of this 2226-nucleotide messenger RNA. It is a transcript of the gene PPP3CC, whose product is annotated as protein phosphatase 3 catalytic subunit gamma. Lineage: Eukaryota; Metazoa; Chordata; Lepidosauria; Squamata; Lacertidae. The record is from RefSeq and is a predicted model, not a curated record. Bases 129 to 1694 code for a protein of 521 amino acids. Gene Ontology annotation, biological process: calcineurin-mediated signaling. Gene Ontology annotation, molecular function: calmodulin-dependent protein phosphatase activity; calmodulin binding. Gene Ontology annotation, cellular component: calcineurin complex; cytoplasm. The transcript has 15 exons.
GCGCCUCUGCCCGCGCCGCCUGGGCCUGCUCAGCCGCUGCCGUUGCCGCCGCCGCCGGAGUCCCGGCCCCUCCCGCGGGGAGGCACGAAGGUCCCGGGAGCCGCCGACGGGACGGGGCAGGCGGGACCAUGUCCGGGCGCGCCCAGAGCGGUAAACUGUCCACGACGGAGCGCAUCGUGAAGGCUGUCCCUUUCCCUCCUACGCAGCGGUUAACCCUGAAAGAAGUUUUUGAGGAUGGGAAACCCAGGCUGGAGGUCUUAAGAAACCACUUGGUGAAAGAAGGGCGUCUGGAGGAGGAUGCAGCUCUGAAGAUAAUCAAUGAUGGAGCCUCCAUUCUGAGGCAUGAGAAGACCAUGAUUGAAGUUGAGGCUCCAAUCACAGUGUGUGGUGACAUUCAUGGGCAGUUCUUUGACCUGAUGAAGUUGUUUGAAGUUGGAGGAUCACCCAAUAACACUCGCUACCUCUUCCUGGGAGACUACGUGGACAGAGGCUACUUCAGUAUAGAGUGUGUGCUGUAUUUAUGGAGUUUAAAGAUAAACCACCCCAAAACACUUUUUCUGCUCCGAGGGAACCACGAGUGCAGGCACCUCACAGAAUACUUCACCUUUAAACAAGAAUGUCGAAUCAAGUACUCCGAGCGGGUCUAUGAUGCAUGCAUGGAUACAUUUGACUGUCUUCCUCUUGCUGCCCUUUUGAACCAGCAGUUUCUGUGCGUGCAUGGAGGGCUGUCUCCUGAAAUCACAUGUCUAGAUGAUAUUAGGAAAUUAGACAGGUUUAAGGAGCCUCCAGCCUUUGGUCCAAUGUGUGACCUGCUGUGGUCUGAUCCAUCAGAGGAUUAUGGCAAUGAGAAGACACUGGAACAUUUUACCCACAACACUGUUCGAGGUUGCUCCUAUUUCUACAGUUACCCUGCAAUUUGUGAAUUUUUGCAAAAUAAUAAUUUGUUAUCUGUGAUUCGAGCACAUGAAGCCCAGGAUGCUGGGUACCGAAUGUACAGAAAGAGCCAGACUACGGGCUUUCCAUCCCUAAUCACAAUCUUUUCUGCACCAAAUUAUCUAGAUGUCUAUAACAACAAGGCUGCUGUGCUGAAAUAUGAAAACAAUGUCAUGAACAUCAGGCAGUUCAACUGUUCUCCACACCCUUACUGGCUUCCAAACUUCAUGGAUGUUUUCACAUGGUCUUUGCCUUUCGUAGGGGAAAAGGUUACAGAGAUGCUGGUUAACAUCCUUAACAUCUGCUCUGAUGAUGAGCUCAUUUCAGAUGGAGAUGAAGCGUUGGAUGAUAACUACAUUUCAAGCUAUCCGAAAGGAGGCACCACUGCCCGUAAAGAGAUCAUCAGGAAUAAGAUCAGAGCCAUUGGGAAGAUGGCACGAGUCUUUUCAGUUCUUCGGGAGGAGAGUGAGAGUGUGCUGAUGCUCAAAGGACUGACUCCUACAGGUACUCUGCCCCUGGGAGUCCUCUCAGGCGGGAAACAGACUCUACAGACGGCCACAGUAGAAGCGGUAGAGGCACGGGAAGCCAUCCGUGGAUUUUCGCCACAGCACAAGAUCCGCAGCUUUGAAGAAGCAAGGGGACUGGACCGCGUCAACGAGCGCAUGCCGCCACGCAAGGAUUCCAAGCACCCCGACGGGCCGGUGAACCUAACCUCCACAAACUCUGCGGAAAAGAAUGGGAUGGGGAAGAAAGCCCAGUAACAGUUCAGGCACCGCCCACUCUGUCUCACUAAAGGAUCCAAAACUUAAUGAAUUCUAUUUAUUUAUUAUGAAGGGGGAGGGCAGGGGGGGGGAGAAACCAACUUAGCCUGGAGGCACAACCAUAAUCCAGUUUGCAUCCAUUCUGUAAGAGAGGUGACCAUUUUGUAAGUUUUUAAAAUUUUAUGUUCAAUAUAUAAAAAGUCAUCUUUUUUUAAUUUAGGAAUGGGUCUAAAUACUAGUACAUAUGUAAAGUGUUGUUUUGUACAGAUUGCCUGUCCCUGCCAGGAGGGAAGGAGCCUGUGCGUGGGGUUGGGGGGUGGGGGGGAGGAAGGGAAGCAGAAACAACCCAGGGCAGCUCUGGGAUCUGAUUUUAUAAUGGAGCCGUUUCAAGUUAUCCUUGUUUUUUAAAAGUGGCAACUUUCAUUUGAAAGCAACAUUUUUCUCCUCCCAGAUUUUGCUGUGUUUCUUCUAUUUCACACUGCAUCUGAUGCUCCAGCAGUUGACUUCCAUUAAAGGCAUGUUGCAUAGGGCA